GACGCGCCCCCCGCCGCUCCGUUCCCAUGGUGACGGCGUCCUGGCAACGGCGGCAGCUCCCGCAGCCCGGCCUGCGUCGGGCCCGAGCCGCUCCCCGCACCGGGAGGACGGACGGACGGACAGACAGACAAGACAGGCGCUCGGGGCAGGCGCGGAGCGUCGCCUUCGGAGCACACCGAGGAGCGGGGCCCGCCCGACCGCGGGGUGCAGGGGAGAGGCGGGCAGCCCCCGCCCGCUGCAGUGGAGAAACCUUCCUCUUGUCGAUGUGACAAGUGCAUUCGGAAUAUCCAGCAAACUAAUCACUCCGAAAGUACUGGAUUCAUGUAUUGUGAUUUAAAUGGCUACAGCAGUAUGAAGCAGGAGACAGCACCGUUUACAGUGACAACCAUGUACUUGAAGCCUGUAUUUCAGCCGGUAUCCAAGCCGACCCCAGUUUAGCCUCGUUAAAUUGGGAGCUGUGUGAAAUCACCUCCCCCCCCUCCCAGUUCUAGACAUUAGAACACUUACUUUCUCUUUGAUUUGCUAUCUAUUAGGCUAAAUGGGUGUUACAGACACCCAGAGAAGAAAUGUGGCAUCAGUCCUGACACCUCCAUGGAACUGUGUACUGCAAUACCUCCAAACUGCAACAAAGUUCUGUACAACCGCUGAACAAGACCUUGACACAUCCCCUCGGGAUGCUGGGUCAGAUCGAGAAAGCUGCUAAUUGGCUCUGAGAGUCCCACACGUACUGAGGGAUGCGCAUAAGUUCACCAAAGAACGGGAAGCCCACCUGUGUGCACCAUUUGUCCAGACACUCGCAUUCUGCUGUCUGUCUAGUGGCAGUCUGGCAGAAAAAGUGACAUCUUCAUGCAAUCCUGUGCUUCCAGCGCUCCGAAAACGGCUGUCAGUUGAUAUGAAAUGUGUACCAAAGGCCGUAGUAUCCGGUCUCUUGCUGCUGUGAUAUGUGUAGCUCUACCUAAAUCAGCGGGAUAUUCCCAUGUCCAUAGCUUUGUGUUCAAAUCCUGCGCUGCAUCAAGAUCACUGAGUUGUGCUGCGGCCCAGAGCAGGAGGAGUGAAGGAGCUCAGAGCUAGCAGCUCGGGCUCCACACGCUGCUGUGUGACCUCGCAGGACAGCUGGGGGCUCCCCAUGGACUGAGGCACUGCCUGAACGCCUGGGGAGCACCGUGUGCAGGCACAGACUGCAGGCCUGGGCCACUGCGGCGCACGAAAUCCUGAGUGCAGAAGCCAGCAUCAUGAUACCCAGCUCUUGUGCAGGGCUUUCUACUUACAGGCAUGCAAGAACCUAAAUGAAGAGACAUAAAUUAUUGACCAGAAAAUGGCCCAACGAAGCCCAAUCUUCCCAACUCUCGCCCAUUCUGAAAGACGGGUUCGAAACAUCCCGCUGCACAGCCAGGCGCUGACAGCGGUCCCACUGGCAUCUGCGAGCCUCGUGGAUCAGCUGGAGGACAGAAUCCUCAGCCAUGAGAAAACCACGGCAGCGCUUGUGGAACACGCUUUUCGCAUUAAGGAGGACAUUGUUUCCACUCUGCACAGAAUGCAGAACAAAGGUGGGGGCGAUCGGUUAGCCAGGCAACUCCUCGAAGAACACAUCCGGAACAUAACUGCAAUUGUGAGGCAGCUCAACCGGGACAUUGAGAUGCUGCAAGAACAGAUACGCGUCAGAGACAAUCUCAGCUAUGGAACAAAUUCUACCCUAAAGAGCCUGGAAAUGCGGCAGCUUUCUGGUUUAGGAGAUCUUCGUGGAAGAGUGGCAAGGUGUGAUGCCGGGCUAGCCAGACUGUCUGCAGAGCAUAAAAUCACAUAUGAAAGACUUCAGAGCCUAACUAAAGACCAACACACCUCUAAGCUGAUCUUAGAAUCUAAAAUCAAAGAGACAGAAAUACAGGUGUCGCACCUGCUGAGCCGGGUGGAGCAGGCGGUGGCGCAGCAGGAAGCCAAGCUGAAGCUGGCCUACAAGGAGAGCGCGCAGCAGCUCCACCUGCUGGACACCAAAUUAAAAAAUGCUAUUGAAGAGCUCAGCAGCCAGAUUUUGUCUGCACGCAGCUGGUUGGAACAGGAACACGAGAGGAUUGAAAAAGAGCUUGUGCAAAAACUUGACCAACUCUCACUGACUUUUAAGGAAAACACAGAAAUGAGUGAAAGAGCUAUAGAGAUGAAAUUCAACCAAAUAUCAGAGAAAAUCAACAAAAUAGAAGAAAUACAGAAGAUAACCAUGGAAGCACAUGAAACGCAACAGACUGAAGAAAAGAUAAAUAUUCGCAUUGGCAAACUUCAAGAUGAGAUUAAUGAAGAUAUAAAAGAAAUGAAAGCUGAAGUUAAUGCUGGAUUUGCAGCUAUCUAUGAGAGCAUUGGAUCUCUACGGCAAGUUCUAGAAGCAAAAAUGAAACUUGACAGAGAUGACCUGCAGAAGCAGAUCCACCAAAUGAAGCAGGAGGUUCCAGUGUGGGGGGAGGCUGGACCGUGACUGCAAGAUUUUGACUGAGAUGGACACAUACCUGGCUGAAUAGGCAGACUAUAGCCUUGUUCCAGUUAAAUGCAUGUACUGAAAGACAUGCUGCUGUUGCGCAGGUCUGUAUGUUUACUUAAGUGGUAAAUGCAAGCUUUUAAUAGAUCGAUUGACAAAAAGCGUUUAUGGGCUGAGGUGCUGCUUUGCCACUGCACUACUCUAGCUGCUCUCAGGAGAUUGCCAACUGUAAAACUGGAGUAAUAUAUUGGCGACGCUGGCACCUGAUUUGCUAACAGCAUUUCAGUGCUCCCCAGUUGUGUAGGCUUGAUCAGGCAAUUAUAUGCUUAUAUAUAUAUAUAUAUAUAUAUAUAUAAGCAUCUGCACCCCUGCUUUUUCUUUUCCUUUUUAUUUAAAAACAAAUAGACACAAAAAAACAAAACAAGUUGAUAUCACUUGUUUAGUAUCAGUUUGGCCACCUUGAUACAUAUUGCUGUCUUUGAAUUUGAUGGACAUUUUUGCAGCAACCUUCUCUAUCAUUACAGGACAUUGACUCCCUGUGAGACAGAACUGGCACUGAACAGACCAAUUUUCUAAACUUAGAUACUUUCAAAAAAGCUUUUGUUUAGUUGUGCAAAUAUCCCGUGUGCACGCGCGUGUGUAAACUAAAUAGUAUUAAGUAAUGUAGUUGUAGACUAAAAAUGAUUCAUGAACAAUGUACGAAACAACUUGUGGUCUUAAGUAUUGUGGCCUUUUUAGGUGACUAACCAAGUGGACUUGAGACAAGGUAAAAUAUUUAUAUAACAGUAUUUUCUACUUGGGCAUGUGUUCUUGUGACUUGUUUCAUUUUAUCGAUAAAAGCUUUGAAAGGUUUGAAAACAAAAGAAAAAGUGAUAAUCUAACAGUCUGGAGAAUGUAAUGUAACAUAAAACGCAGUUUAUGAUCAGAUUAGAAAUGUCUCUGAAGUUCAACAACUAACUCUUCAAAUUUAAGUAGAUUCUAAUUUAGUAGGUUUGAAUUGGUAAUUGAGUCCAUGGUGUUUCCAAAUAAUAACACAGUGCCUAUGUUCAUUCUCAAAAUAGAUUACGCACUGAAAAUAAGCACCCAUACAAAAUAUUAAUCUAUAUGGGAAAAUAUAUAUUUUGAUUUUAUAUUGUCAGUCAUAGCUUGAUUUUCCAUAUGUUUUCAAAUCAUCCUGGAUUAAGCACUCACAAGAGGCUUCAUCCAGCAUCCUAUUAACUUAUCCUGUACACAGAAAUUCAUAUACAAAAAUACUAUUAACUUAUAGAAGUUAGCAGUAAUGCUUGUACAAAUUGGAUAACUGGAUGUCUUUCCACUGUCUUUAUAGACUGAUUGUUUUCUUGAUAAUACUGCAGAACCAGACUCCUGUUUGGACAACCAGUGGCAAGUGUUUCUUCACUUCCACAAAACAAGCUAUGGCCCACAGACUUACCAUAUUAAAAUAAAUAAAUAAAGGCUCUAAAAUCAUUCCCAUUACCUUCACUAGGACAGUGGAGUGUGUAUUAAAAUAAUAAUAAUCAAGAAAAUAAGCACUAAUCUUUACAGGAUUACUACCUAAAUUUAUAUCCACUAUCCACUUCCUACAUAGUUGAAGGUAUUUUAAUGCAAAGAUACCUGAAUUUUUUGCAGCUCUGACUUUCAGUGCUCUCAGAUAAUCACGCUGCCUCUGUUAUUCCUGCUUUGUACCAUCCAUGUGCUGUAAAGUACAUUUACAAUGGCAGCUAAAAUGGAAGCCCAGUUUAUUAAAGGAAGACAACGACAUUCUCACAGAUGUGUCUUGGGAACUGUCUAAAAAUUAAUUCUUUCUUCACGUCUAUAUUCUUAUCUAUUCUUAAAUAUUUAGCCAAGUGCAUUGGCAAAGCUAUCACUGGUGUUUUGUAAAAUUAACAAAAACCCUGGACGUAUAAAGAAGUGAGAAGAGGUGGAACAAAAACUCAACACUUUUUCUUCUGUAGUUGCAAAUCUGUACCCUAGAGAGUAUUGUACAAUACAAAAAAGCAUAGAGGGAAACAGAUAAACAGUUAUAUAUGAAUUUAAUAAAAUGUUUCUCUUAUAAAA
Molecule: messenger RNA, 4522 nt
Organism: Numida meleagris (helmeted guineafowl)
Lineage: Eukaryota; Metazoa; Chordata; Aves; Galliformes; Numididae
Gene: FAM81A
Product: family with sequence similarity 81 member A
Exons: 11
Coding region: 1316-2464 (382 amino acids)
Source: RefSeq, a predicted model, not a curated record